CUCGAGGGGUUGUGGCCUCGCUUUCCUGGUGUGUGGAGUGUGUUGUGGACCUGUACGGUAUCAGUCCUAUCCGAAGAUCAGUCUAUGAACUCUAAGCUCCAUCCAUAAUGGGCAAGACUGGCUGGGUGACCAUCAGACGACCGAGGACCAAAAUGUCAAAGCUGCCAUCCAAUCGCCAUCUACCUCAGCCCUCCAGACUGAGGCCUCCUGGAUCAGCCAUGAAGCGUCUGGGGAGUGACAGUGCUAUAACUUCCCCUGAGAAGCGGUCCAGGCAUUCUGGAGAUGCUGAAGACGCUGGUAUCAUGUCAAGGCCUCAGUACCGUGGAGGCACCAGGGGAGGACGUGGCAGUCUCAGCAGAUCUGUGUCCAUGGCCAACCUAAACUCUGGUGUUACAAGAAAUAGAGGCAUAACCAAGAGGAACUUGGCCAGCUCCAGGAUGGGUGCAUCAACCCUCAACCUGACUGGUCGUCCGUCUAACAUCACUGCUGCUUCGGCCAACCUUGUCCGACAAGGAGCAGUGUCUCGUAGGCCUGGGGCAAACAUCACCAACCGAGUAAACAACACCCAGGACACUGACACAGGUCCUGGAGGGGAUGCAGUCACUAAAGCCAAGAAGAAAAGGGCUCCAUGGGAUCUGAAAGGACGACUACAAGACAUGGAGGAACUGGUCAAGUGUAGCACAGUUGAGCGGGAAAACCUGCUGGCCAAGUUCAAUGAUUAUGACAGUCGCAUUCAAAAUCUGGAAGAGGAAAAACAAAACUUGAACCAAAACUUGCAACAGUCUCAUUCCACAACUCAAGCCAAUCAGGAACAGAUUGAUGCUCUGACUACCAAGCUCAAUGAAGAAGUAAGGCAGAGAAGUAAUGAAAGACAAGUAUUGGAAAGAAACAUUGAAGAACCAAUCCAAAAAUCUUCCCUUGAAAGGAGGAUCAAGACACUGGAAGCAGAUCUCUCAUCCAGGGAAGAUGAGCUGGCAGGUCUUAAGACCACAGUUUCUAACUUGACAAGUGUCUCAAGUGGCCUUGAGGCUCAACUGAGCUCUACAAAACUACUACUGAAUGACCGGAAUAAGAAGGUGGCUGAAUUAGAAGAUGAAACUUCUACUCAAGCUAAUACUAUUAUUAUCCUUGAAAAGAAGUUGUUGGAGGGUGAGACUUUCCGUAGGAAGCUUCAUAACCAAGUCUUGGAGUUAAAGGGAAACAUUAGAGUUUUCUGUCGGGUACGUCCUCUGAUAGGAGAGGAAAUCAAGAACAACGGGGAUUCCAGUGAUAUCCAUCACAUUAAUUUUCUUGAUGAACGCACUCUUGAGCUUUGUAAAGGUGGAGAUGUGAACAGCAGCACUAUGUCUGGCCUCAAGGGGCGAGGAAACGGUCUCUUGGAAUUCACGUAUGACAAGGUGUUCACCCCGUGUGCAACCCAAGCAGAAGUAUUUGAGGAGAUAUCUCAGCUGGUCCAGUCAGCUCUGGAUGGAUAUAAUGUGUGUGUGUUUGCUUAUGGUCAGACUGGAUCAGGCAAGACUUUCACCAUGGAAGGCUGUCCUAAUAGUGAGGAACUGGAAGGUGUCAUCACCAGAACAGUGAGACAUGUGUUUACUUCAAUGAAGGAACUGAAAGAUAAGGGUUGGACGUACACAGUUGAGGCCAGCUUCCUGGAAAUCUAUAAUGAGACCAUCAGAGACCUGCUGGUGUCAUCAAAAGAGGCCAAGAAUCUGACAUAUGACAUAAAAUUGGUGGACAACAAAAAGAGCGAUACCUAUGUCACAAAUCUUAAGAUUGUUCCUGUGACAGAUGAAACCCAGGUGCACCAGCUGCUGAGGAUGGCACAACAGCAGCGUGCAGUGGCAGCUACCAACAUGAAUGAACGCUCCUCUCGGUCUCAUUCAGUCUUCCGCCUUAAACUUGUGGGAGAGAAUUCUAGGACCUCUGAGUCUUGUGAAGGAACCCUGAACCUGGUGGACUUGGCUGGGUCAGAGCGACUUAAGGAAUCUGGUUCAGAAGGUGCCAGGCUUACCGAGACUCAAAAUAUCAACCGGUCCUUGUCUAAUCUGGGCAAUGUCAUCAUGGCUCUUGCACAGAAGCAAGGACACAUUCCUUACCGCAACUCCAAGCUGACCCAUCUUCUGCAAAACUCCCUUGGUGGCAACUCAAAGACCCUGAUGUUUGUGAAUGUGUCUCCAGUAGACUUAUGCUUUAGUGAAACUCUUAAUUCCCUUCGAUUUGCCACCAAAGUUAAUCAGUGUCACAUAGGUACUGCCAUAAAACAGGUCAAGAAGUAAAGCCACCCUUAUUUUGUAUUUGGGCUUCUAGCUGGAUUUUGUCUUCUCAACCUGUCUUUCAAAAAAUAUAUUGAUUUAAGGUUUUACAAUUGUAUUUAGCAAUAUGUAUGCAUAGUCAAUCACUGUUUCCUUAUAUAUUUUAAUAUAACAUUAGCAACUGAUAACACUUUGUUCAGAAUUCAAAGUGUAUUAUUUUCACAUAGUUCUCAUAAAGCACCACUCAUAAUUUUAAGGUAGAUAUAUUUUAUCAUGUAUUUUUAACAUGCUGUGCUCUCUCUCUCUCUCUCUCUCUCUCUCUCUCUCUCUCUCUCUCUCUCUCUCUCUCUCUCUCUCUCUCUCUCUCUCUCUCUCUCUCUCUCUCUCUCUCUCUCUCUCUCUCUCUCUCUCUCUCUCUCUCUCUCUCUCUCUCUCUCUCUGGAAAUAUAAUUUUAACAAGUAUUUCUCGUGUUUUAUGAAUACCAUUGAAAUCAUUCUCUUGCAUAGUACCUGAACAGUGUACAUAGGACUAGAUUCUUUUUUUUUUUCCUUGUGCAUUUUGGUGUAGCUUUAAAACAUUAACAUCUUUAGUUUUUGUUCAGCCUUAUUCAUAGAUCUUAUUUUAUACCUUUCAAAUUCAUGUUUUGAUGUAGGACAUUAAAAAUGUGUUAAAAUGUGUCUCUAUUUUUCAUUAAGCUAAUGCAUAUGACAUUUAGUAACAUAUAACUAAAAAUAUUGAAUAUCA
Messenger RNA from Portunus trituberculatus (swimming crab), 2997 nucleotides. RefSeq names its product carboxy-terminal kinesin 2-like. Gene Ontology annotation, molecular function: microtubule binding; ATP binding; microtubule motor activity. The record is from RefSeq and is a predicted model, not a curated record. Lineage: Eukaryota; Metazoa; Arthropoda; Malacostraca; Decapoda; Portunidae. Gene Ontology annotation, biological process: microtubule-based movement.